AUGUCCUACUUGUCUGCUGAAAAAGCAGAAACCGAGCUCGCUCAGAGUAUCAAAAAAGCAUGCAGUAUUGAAGAAACUGCACCCAAACAAAAGCAUGUUCGAAAAUGUAUCGUUUAUACUUGGGAUCACAGAACGUCAGCCAUUAUUUGGAACAUUUUGAAGGUUCAGCCUUUACUCUCUGACGAAGUGCAAGCAUUCAAAGCGCUUAUUCUUGUACAUAAAGUCGUCAAGGAUGGUCACCCCAACGUGAUCAAAGAUGCUCUCCGGGAAACAGGUUGGUUAGAGACGUGUGCUCGUAGUGUCAAUGGUGAUGGUAUGCGUGGUUACGGUACCCUUAUUCGUGCCUAUGUCGACUUUUUAUUGCACAAGCUUCAAUACCAUCGUACACAUCCUGAAUUUAAUGGCUCUUUUGACUAUGAAGAGUACAUCAGUUUGAAGAAUAUCGAUGAUCCAAAUGAAGGUUUCGAAACUAUCAAUGAUUUGAUGACUUUGCAGGAUCAUAUUGAUCGAUUCCAAAAGGUGGUGUUUGCUAGCUUCCGUCACCAUUCCAACAAUGAAUGCCGUAUUGCUGCUCUUGUGCCUUUGGUCGAGGAAAGUUACGGUAUCUAUAAAUUCAUCACCAGCAUGAUGAGAGCCAUGCAUCAAAGACUCGAUGCCUCAGAAGCACUUGCACCUUUGAGACAAAAGUUCAACACUCAACACUACGCUCUCUUGAAGUUCUACUACGAGUGCUCCAACCUCAAAUACUUGACCAGUCUUAUCAACGUGCCCAAACUUUCUCCUGACCCACCCUCCCUUAUCGAUGACAGCACACCUCAAUUGCCCAAGCGUCCUGAAGUUGCACGCAUUGAAGCACCUCCUCCACCAGCUCAAGCGUCGCCCGAACCCGUCAUUGAUUUCUGGUCCGAGAAGCAAGCUCAGCAACAACGUGAAUACGACGCUGAGCAGCAACGCUUAGCCCAACAAAGACAAGAGGAACAAGAGCGAAUUAGACAGAUGCAGUUGCAACAGCAACGUGAUUACGAGGAUCAACAAAGAAGGAUGGCUGAGCUCGAACAGCAAAGACAACAAGAGCUCAUGAGACAACAAAUGAUGAAUCAACAAAAUGGCAGAAUCAAUGACCUCGAAAUGCAAAUCUUGAAUGGACGCAAUCAACUUGAGCGCAACCAAAUGAUGCUGGAACAAUACGAUAGACGAGUAAAGGCUCUUGAACAAGAACUGGCUUCUGUCAAUGCAAAUGCUUUACAAAGAGAUCAGUCCAAGGACGAAUUGAUCCGUUCUCUUCAAAAUGAAAUUCAAAUGUGGAAGAACAAGUAUGAAGCUUUGGCCAAAUUGUACAGUCAAUUGAGAAAGGAACACAUUGAUCUGUUGAACAAAUACAAGGCACUUCAAGUCAAGGCCAAUUCGGCCCAAGAAGCCACUGAGAAAUUGGAGCGUGUUCAAGCUGACAUGCGUGCAAAAAACAUCGAGCUGGCAGAUUUGAUUCGUGAGCGUGACAGAGCUCGUAAUGAACUGGCUCGUCUUCAAGGCAACCAGCGGGAAGACAUGGAUCGUUUGCGUCGUGAAUUGGACGAUGCUCGUAAUCAAAUGCAAAACAUGGGCAGAUCUAAAGGAGAUGAGGUCAGUGCACUUUUGGCUAAAUUCAACAAGGAGAAGCAAGACCUCGAAGCCAGUUUGAUGGAGAAGCAAGCUUUGAUUGAUGAGUUCCUCAAGCAAAUUGAAGACCAACAAGGCGAGGCGGAUCACAUUCGUCAAGAGAAGGAUGAAGAAAUUGCUGUGUUACAAGCUGGUAUGGAUGAAUGUCUUUCACAACUUGCUGAGUUGCAACAGAACGAUAGACAACAAGAUCUUCAAGAAGAGCUCGACCGUUUAGAGAGCGAACAAACCGACAAAUUGAACCAAAUCUUGGAUUGCAUUUUGGGCACAUGUAUUCAAAAGAUCAAUGACAGCAUUUAUGAAUUGGAUGCACCUGGUUCCCAUGGCAACGAAAACUCAACCCCUGAAUUGGCUCUUUCCAUGAUCGAAAGAGCCAGUAUCACCUCUGUAGAGUUCAUGUCUGCAUUCAGUAAAUUCUUAGACGGUAGCCACACUGGAGAUCACACUGGCACCAUCACACGUGCACUUGAAUUCUCAGAUACCAUCAUUGAUGUUCUUCAACAUGCCAAGGGUAUUACACAAUUUGUCAUGAAGGAUGAGGAUGGCGAGGAAUUGGUGCACUUGGGUAAGGGCUCUGCUGAAGCUUGUAUUCAAUACUUUAGCAGUGUGAUGUCGACCUACCUCAAGAUGCUGCCUCCUGCUCAACGUCCUGAAGUGGUCAUUCAGGGUGACAUGCGUGUCCAAGAAGCACUUACCAAGUUAUCGCAAAAGACGGAAGAUUUGAUCUUGACUGGUGCUACUGAUGUGAAUAAGAUGGCAGAAGGUGAAGUCGGUGAUCUUGUUGAGCAAGAAAUGACUAGAGCUGCCCGUGCUAUUGAAGAAGCCUCUGCCAAGAUUCAAGAUUUGAUGCGUCGUCCUGCUAAUCCUGCUUUCUCUGCUACUGAUAUCCAAGUGCAUCAAUUGAUCUUGAACUCUGUAUUGGCUCUAACCAACGCUAUUGCUAAUCUCAUUAAAUGCGCUACUGCUUCUCAACAGGAAAUCGUGUCUCAAGGUCGUGGCUCUUCAUCCAAGGCUGCCUUCUACAAGAAACACAAUCGUUGGACCGAGGGUUUGAUCUCUGCUGCCAAGGCAGUUGCUGUAGCUACAAACAUGUUAGUGGAGGCUGCCGAUGGUGUCAUUAGCAAGACUCAUUCUCUUGAGCAACUAAUUGUUGCUUCCAAUGAGGUGUCUGCUGCCACUGCUCAAUUAGUAUCUGCUUCUCGUGUCAAGUCCAGCUUCAUGUCUCGUACUCAAGAACGCUUGGAAUUAGCCGCCAAGAGUGUCAAGGAUGCUGCUGCUGAAUUAGUCAAACAAAUCAAGAACCUUGUAGCCGAACAAAACAAGAGCGAGACAGCUGACAUUGACUUUAACAAGUUGUCUGUUCAUGAAUUCAAGCGUAGAGAAAUGGAGCAACAAGUCAAAAUCCUAAAGUUGGAUUCUGAAUUGACAAAUGCUCGCCGUGUUUUAGCAGAAAUGAGACGUAGUGGCUACCACACUGAAGAAACUGACUAA
Mucor velutinosus is the source of this 3147-nucleotide messenger RNA. RefSeq lists its product as uncharacterized. Gene Ontology annotation, molecular function: phosphatidylinositol-3,5-bisphosphate binding; clathrin light chain binding; actin filament binding. The record is from RefSeq and is a predicted model, not a curated record. Gene Ontology annotation, biological process: endocytosis; actin filament organization; clathrin coat assembly. The coding region runs from base 1 to 3147 and encodes 1048 amino acids. Lineage: Eukaryota; Fungi; Mucoromycota; Mucoromycetes; Mucorales; Mucoraceae. The transcript has 10 exons. Gene Ontology annotation, cellular component: actin cortical patch; clathrin-coated vesicle.